AUGAAGCCCUUUGGGCAUUUGGUAUAUUUCCUGUCUCUUCUGCUGGUAGAGCCCUCUCAAUCCUACGAUCUUCAAAGUCCAUCCUACAUUUUAGCCCAAAGUUACGCACAAAGAAGAAAUAAUGCCUUUCCAUACAGGACACUGAACCCAGCAGCAACAGACUCCCAGUGUAGGAGCCGCCCAUUGGACCUGGUCUUCAUCAUUGACAGCUCACGUAGUGUACGUCCAGGUGAGUUUGAGAAGGUCAAGAUCUUCCUGGCUGACAUGGUAGACACUCUUGAUAUCAGUCCCGAAGCUACACGUGUUGCUGUGGUGAACUAUGCCAGCACGGUCAUAAUCGAGUUCCUGCUGAAACACCAUCUUACAAAGGACACUAUAAAGCAAGCCAUCAACCGCAUUGAGCCCUUGGCAGAAGGCACUAUGACUGGAAUGGCCAUCAAGAAAGCCAUGGACGAAGCCUUCACUGAAAAUUCAGGAGCACGGCCGAAAUCAAAGAACAUCUCCAAAGUUGCCAUAAUUGUCACAGAUGGACGUCCUCAGGACCAAGUAGAGGAGGUGUCAGCUGCAGCUCGGGCUUCAGGGAUUGAAAUCUAUGCAAUUGGAGUGGACAGGGCUGACAUGCGGUCAUUAAAGCUCAUGGCCAGCAAUCCACUUGAGGAUCAUGUGUUCUACGUGGAGACCUAUGGUGUGAUUGAGAAGCUCACAUCGAAGUUCCGGGAAACGUUGUGCGAUAUGGAUGCCUGUGAAAUUGGACACAGCUGUCAACACAUUUGUGUGAGCAAUGGUAACUCCUAUUACUGCAAAUGUCACUCUGGAUUUGUCUUGAACGAGGACAAGAAAACAUGCUCCAUUAGAGGUGCUGGUGCUUACGGCCAUGGUAACAGUGUACGCAAGGGUGACCACAACAAUAACCAUGGUGGCAACGAAGAUAGUAAAGGUACCGCUAGUGUGGAUGCCUGUGUGUUGGGCCACGAUUGUCAACACACUUGUGUCACCAGUGGUUCUUCAUAUUACUGCACAUGUCCCCCUGGCUUUGUCUUGAUGCUGGACAAGAGAUCGUGCUUCAAAGCCAUUGAUGAUGAUGGCGAUGGUAGUGCCAGUUUGGACCACUGUUCACUGGGUCAUGAUUGCGAACACAUUUGCGUCAAUGAUGAGUCUUCAUAUCACUGUGAGUGCCAGCGUGGUUUUGCAUUGCAGCAAGACAAGAAAACAUGUUCUAAAACAAAGGUAAAGGUGGAGGUAAUUCAGGACCCCUGCAUGUGUGAGGCCCGACUAGCUUUCCAGAGGAAGACACAAACCUCCAUCCAGGAACUCAAUGCCAAACUUGCUACUCUCACAAGAAAGGUUGAGCAAAUGGAAAACAUGCUAGGACGCAUGUAAUUGUGCAAUUCUUGGGUCAACAUUAUCUGUGAGCUUACAGCAAUUACACUUGAGUGGCUAUGAGGCACUGGACAACAGGACAGCUUUCUUUCAUCAACAAAGCAAUAUCACGGUGAUCUCAUGAACAUCCUUACGGCUUUAAAAUAUCUGGAGCACAGUGGCUGAUGUUCAAAUGAUGUGCCCAUAUUUUAUAAAUGCUGUUUUAGAUCUGGUAUUUAAAAUAUUAAUAGAUAUUAACAUUUAAGUCUUUAAAAAAAGAGGUGGAAAGAGGAUGUGCCUUUGCUGCCCAUGAAUGUUUAUUGGAAAAUGUAUCAGUCAUGCAUUUAAAUGAGUAGUGGUCUUAUAUUGUAUUCUGCUUAAGAGAUUUAAUUUAAAUACACAAAUUGUAUGUUAUAUAUCUAUUGUAAACUAUUUUGCUGUGUAAUUGU
This is a messenger RNA of Xyrauchen texanus (razorback sucker), 1808 nucleotides long. RefSeq names its product matrilin-3-like. The coding region runs from base 1 to 1380 and encodes 459 amino acids. The transcript has 8 exons. Gene Ontology annotation, molecular function: calcium ion binding. NCBI's taxonomy places the organism in Eukaryota, Metazoa, Chordata, Actinopteri, Cypriniformes, Catostomidae. The record is from RefSeq and is a predicted model, not a curated record.